Messenger RNA from Microstroma glucosiphilum, 1799 nucleotides. RefSeq lists its product as hypothetical. Bases 61 to 1731 code for a protein of 556 amino acids. Gene Ontology annotation, molecular function: RNA endonuclease activity. Gene Ontology annotation, biological process: maturation of SSU-rRNA; ribosomal small subunit biogenesis. Gene Ontology annotation, cellular component: preribosome, small subunit precursor. The transcript has a single exon. The record is from RefSeq and is a predicted model, not a curated record. NCBI's taxonomy places the organism in Eukaryota, Fungi, Basidiomycota, Exobasidiomycetes, Microstromatales, Microstromataceae.
ACUUCUUCGCAUCAGAGGCAGGGCCACUCAUAUCACACCCAUCCUCACCAACGAGACAUCAUGGUCGAGGCUACAGCAAUGACCGCAGAAGCACCACAACAGGGACAGGUCGCAAGCACGUCCUCCACGCCCACCGCCUCUUCUUCCUCUCCUUCCUCUUCGGGACCCGCCAUCGAUCAAUUGGUGCUGGAUGCAGGCCCCCUCCUCGCCCAAUUGCCCCUCCGCGGCCUGGCAAAGAAGUACUACGUGCCUCCCUCGGUCAUGCUCGAACUCAAGGACAAGCACGCCCGAGACCACCUUGAGUUCCUCAGAAUCUCCGGGAUGGAUCUCGAAGUGCGCGAGGCGGGACCCGAGGCCUUGGCAAGGGUUAUCGAAUUUGCAAAGCAGACGGGAGAUUAUGCUGUGCUCAGCAGACCUGACUUGAGCGUCCUGGCCUUGGCCUAUGCGCUCGAGGUGGAGAGACACGGCACUUGGAGGAUACGUAGCAAGCUGGGAGGCAAGACUGGACAGCAGGAGCACGAGGCUCAGAGACUGGCAGAGGCCAAGAAAAUCGACCCCGAGUCCUCUGUCCGAGCCGAACCGACUGCUACGCCAGUGGAAGCAGGGCAAACAACAGAGACUGCAGCAGGCGACAGUGGCGGGGAGGAGGAAGAGGAGCUGGAGAAUGAUGGCGGCGAAGCGGCGGAUGAAGAAGAGAUUGCCGCUGCCAUUGCCAGACUUGACCUGGAGAGAGCGCAGCCUGAAUCUCAGGACAGCUCUCACCGGGCUGAUCUAGGCGAAAGUACAUCCACCUCAGAAGCCGCUCCCCAGCAAGCUUCAACAUCACGCCGGAGCUCCACCUCGUCCUCCAAGUCUCAAGAUGACGAGGAAGGAUGGACCACUGUCCCCUCUUCUUCGCGGCAUCGCCAAGAAGAAAUAGCGGCAGACUAUGGAGGGAGCGAUGGAGAAGGCGAGUGGGUCACCUCGGAUAACAUCCUCACACAAAAGCACCGUGAUCUGGGACUGGUCACAGACGAGGCAAUGACUGCCAUGCGAGGCGAGCCAGCACCAUCUCAUCCUGGCAAGCGCGGCGGCGGCAAGAAGGGCAAAGGCAAGGGCAAAAGCCGGAUGACCGUGGCUACUAUGACGGCUGAUUAUGCCGUGCAGAAUGUACUGCUACAGAUGGGCAUGGCGCUGGUCAGCACAGAAGGACUGAGGAUCGACAAGGUCAGAAGCUGGGUGUUGAGAUGCCAUGCCUGCUUCAAGAUCUGCAAAGACUCGGAAAAGAAGUUCUGUCCCUCGUGUGGUAACCCUACCCUGAUCCGGACAUCGGUCACCUCUGCUGCUCCCGUUUCUUCGUCUUCUGCGACUACGAACAAUGGUCUGCAGCUACAUCUGAAGAAGAACUUCCAGUUCCGCACAAGAGGUACCAAGACUUCGCUUCCCCUGCCCAAGGCCGGCUCUACGACUUCGCUCAAGGACCCACGCAAUGCCAAUCUGAUCUUGCGCGAGGACCAGCCGGAAUGGCAACGGGCGCUGAAUCAGGAGAGAAUCCGUAAGCAAAAAGAGCAGAAGGCUCUGGAGAGGCAGUUGGAAAAGGGCAAGGAUACAUUGAGUGCCCGGUACGAGGAUCCGGACUGGUUGCCUGGGCUGCUGAGCGGCGGUGGAGGAAAGGAGAUGGGCGGGCUGCCAGAUGUGGGCUUUGGCAGGAGGAAUAACAAUCAGGCAAAGCAUGGCAGGAGAAGGAAGUGAGGUUAUACUUGUAUCGAUAUCUCUCCACCGUCGUGGCGCUUUCCACAAAUCUCAACCAGCUAGCACCC